This is a messenger RNA of Rhinocladiella mackenziei CBS 650.93, 6051 nucleotides long. RefSeq lists its product as uncharacterized. The record is from RefSeq and is a predicted model, not a curated record. Lineage: Eukaryota; Fungi; Ascomycota; Eurotiomycetes; Chaetothyriales; Herpotrichiellaceae. Gene Ontology annotation, biological process: regulation of transcription by RNA polymerase II. Bases 1 to 6051 code for a protein of 2016 amino acids. Gene Ontology annotation, cellular component: Set3 complex. The transcript is spliced from 2 exons.
AUGUCGUCGUCGAGAUAUCCUCCACCAGCAAGAGAUCGCUCCCCUCCUCGGUACGAUCGUAGAUCUUCUACCACCUACACUCCACUAGGCUCUUCUUACCGAGGACAGGCAGAUUCCACACCACUUACUUCAGAUAGGCCGGUGCCUCGUGGACCGAAGGCUGACUUUCGAGGCGCUUAUCAAUUUUCCCCCGCUCCUCGUGGCCGUGGGGGAUUUCCGGCACGCGCCGGCGAUACCUGGGACAGAGACCGCGAGCGAGAAAGAGAGCGAGACCGCGACCGCGAACGGGAUCGUGACCGGGAUGCUCGGCCGGGGCUUCAGUCCUACAGGUCACGUGAUGACGAAAGGGCAGACUGGCCCAGACGGGAUCGCGACUUCGGAACUGCUGAUCGAGGUGUAACGUCUACCAGAGAGAGCCGCCCAUAUACCACCAGGGAUCGGUCCGCUUCUCCAAUCCGUCCUCAGAGAGACUCCCGUGAGUCCAUUGCCUCCACUUUUGGUCGCCCGCCUGAUUCAGCGUCAUCAUACUAUGCUCCGGCAGCGCGAGGCGGCUUGGGUCGUGGUAGAGGUAGGGGUGAUUGGGAUAGAGGUAGAGGAAGGAACUCUUUCGUAGGUGAGCGAGAUCGGGAUCUCUUCCAUCCACGAAGUCGUUCCCGGGAGAGUUGGCGGGAUCGUGAUUUCGAACGUGGCCGUCCGCCACCCUCAGACGUUGACCGUCCAGACCGAUAUGAACGACGAGACUAUGAUCGCAGUAGAGAGCGUGAAGGCAGAGGACGUGACCACGACAUCUGGCAGAGGGACCAAUCCCCCGCCAAGAGCUCCACUGGCAACGCCGGAGCAUCCGUUGCGACACCCUCUGCCUCUACCACCGAUCGAGCAGGAAAAUCUGAAUAUGAUCCUGGAAGAAGACUGUCUGUUGUGGCUACUCCGACGAGCUCGAUACGGGAUGGUCGACGGGAUGGAGACUCGUCGGAUUAUUUUGGAACCUCCCGGGUGGACACGUCCCGUCGCGACCCUUCUCAAAGCACACAGCAAACUUCCACUGCCGCUGGACUUGAUUAUGGCCCUCCUCCAACGUUGCCGCCUGCCACCACGCCUGCAGCUGAAAAGCCGGCGGGCCCCAAGCCACAGCCUCCGAAGACUGAGCCAGCGACGAAUUCAUCGCCACCGUUCCAACCACCUAGCGGACCGAAGGCUGUCAGGGUAGCUUCCGCAGUAAAUAUCAAUCAGGCCCAGAAGACGCCUCAGCAUCAUGAUACGUGGUCUCGUCCUGAGUCAGGGUCACGGCCCAUUCGACCAAGUCUGAGCGCGGCAACAAGAAACGCCUCCCCGGACGGCGGAGCGAAGAAAGAAGAGCCCGCAACCGACCCCAAACCUCCUGUCGCACCGGCAGUUGACCGUUCGAUGCCUCCCAAUGUUCCCUCUGGCCCUCGAUUGAGCACGGCACCACCAUAUAAACAAAGAUUGCCUUCAACUGAACCAGCAGGUCCUGCUCCUCCUCCUCCUCCUCCUCCUCCGUCUACUCCUACUCCUACUCCUACUGCGCCGCGAGAGCCCUCCAAAUCGACAGCGCUGGAUAAUAGGCCGUCGGCCAUUCCCACAGGACCACGUCUCGAUAGAGAAGUUGCUAGGCCGAUGCUAGGUACUGGCUCAAAAAUAUGGGUCUCUCCGGAUUAUAAGCCGAAGCCUUCCAUUAUGAACGCAAUGAUCAAGCCGCACCAAUCUGAGCCUCGUGACAGGCCGGGAUUUAUCCCAACCGGGCCUAGACAGCAAACAAUAUUUCACGGUUCGGCAGAUAAGGCCCGCAUUUCGCAGUCUGCUCUAAAUGCCAUGCCCUCAGCGCCGUCAGGCCCUAAGGCGUUGGUGUCACCAAGUCCUAAGAUUCAAGAAGCGAAAAUGACUCUCCUUCCUCCGCGCCAACCCAUUGAUGAGCUCCAGCGAUCCGACGAUGUAGAGAUGUCUGUACCCGCUUCGAGCGAGGAUGAAGACGAAGCAGAGGAUGAUUCAUUUGACGAAGAAUACUUUGUAGAAUCCGAAGAAAGGUUCCGGCAAGAGAUGGAUUUGCUUGAGGCUAGAAAGCCGCCCCCUCUUCUACAAGACGGGACUAUCGUGUCCCUCCUAAUCAAAUUGCAGUUUCUUGAGAUGAUGUUGAAGGAUAAUCUACCCACCCCGAGUUCUGCUCCCGUGGAAGUCACUCAGGAGAUCCCCGCUCCUAUCGUUGUUCCAACAGGUCUACCAUCUCCAGAUCAAGCCUCGAAUGAGACGGAUGGCAAAUUAGAAGAGGAGCCUUAUCCCAAAGGAAGACCGUUGAAGCAGCCCCCGGUGAAUCCCAUUCCGACACCACCAAUUGAAGAUUUGCCAUAUCUUCAACCAAAAGCGUCUGAGAGAAUUGUCUUUGAGGAAUCUGACGACGAAGUCGAACAUGAAGCUGUCUCCAUACUUCUUCAACAGGAAUUCGAGCGUAGUGCUUGGGACUGGAGGGCCGACCUUGAGGAUAUGCGUGUGGAGUUCAGGCGGAAGUAUCCUUUGUGGAAGCAAGAAAUCGCUCAAUUGGAACAAGAAAGACGCGAGCAACAAGCAAGUCCUGCUCCAGCGUCCCCGGCCCCUUGCGCUGCACCUUCGGUCACCCCUUCAUUGACACACGAACGGACUCGAGGGGCGAGGAAUACCACCGAGGCAGAUCUGCAGGCUGCAAUCUUAAUGUCUCAACAGUCACUGAAAGAAGAGGAGGAGCGAAGAGAACGGGAAGCAGCAUCCAGCUCCUUACCAAACUAUGACACAGAGGCGGUCAUUCCCCCGAUGCUUAAGCCUGCAGAGGUUGAGUUGGCCAAAUUUGAGGAAACAAACCGCUUAAUCCCAGAAGAAAUUGCUCUGGACGUUUUCGCAUAUCUUCCCCCAGAAGACGAUUUCACCGAAGACGAACAGACUCUCUUCAUCACAGCCUAUUGUCAAAACCCGAAGAAAUGGGGUAAGAUUGCUGAGUCACUCCCUGGCCGGUCAUAUCAAGACUGCAUCGCACAUUACUAUUUGACCAAGAAUCAAGUGCAUUAUAAGGACAUCUGGAGACGGUCUCAACCUCGGAAGCGACGUGGCAGGGCCGCGACCAAGCCUCGUUCGACCGCUCUGAUGUCGGAAUUGGUCUAUGGUGAUGAUUCGGAGUCAGUGCCCAUUGCUGUCACGGACAGCGGAAGACCGAGGCGAGCUGCGGCACCGACAUUUGGAGAUCCUCCUAGCGAGGCUGAUUCUUCGACACCCGUACCACAGUCAAAGAAACUCACUGCUGCUUUGAAAGAUGGUAGCGCGGAGCCCGUUCCCGGGAAAUCGACGCGAGGCCGCAAAGCGGGAAUUGCCACCAAGACGCGAAGGACCAAGGCGCAGAUGCAGGCAGAUCAGCAGGCAUUGCUGCUGAGUGCGGCCGAAGCGUCGCCAGGCAAAACUGCCGCUGGAAGUAAAGCCGAGAGAGGACGAUCCCUGCUUCGUACCGAGAAUGUACGCAUCGGAGCUGAUGGACCACCUAUCCCUCAAGUCCAACGCGAGGUCGACGUUGUCAUGCCAAAAUAUCCCGUGUCUGACCUUCCAGCGGUCUCUCCAGCGGUUCAGAAUCCCAUCACAUCUCAAGUGACCAGUUAUUGGUCGGUGCCUGAGCAACAUAAGUUUCCAAAUCUCCUGGCGUACUUUGGUCGUGAUUUUGCCGCAAUAGCGGACUUCAUGAAGACUAAAAGCGCCACCAUGAUCAAGAACUAUUACAUUCGGCAAAUCAAUGACGGCAAAGAAGAGUUGGAGAAACUGGCGCAGCUUGGUGAGCAGAACCGAUUGGCAGGCAAGGCUAUCGGUCAACCACCAAGCCCAAUUGCUCCCCCAAAACGCCGAUGUGAAACCACGUCGUCGAUGGGCUCCGUUAAUCGCCAUGCGACCCAAAUUGAGCAGCAUCUUGUCGACCCCGAUCCGCAGGUUCCGAUUAUCAAGCAGGGUGUGGUUGAGGAAUUCCCUCGCAACACAGUGGAAAGAAAUGCCACCGGCGAAAUCGUCUCUAAACCUCAAGCCGUCGUCCCGGAGGUCAUUCGUGAAGCCUCAUUGCCUGGACCGACUCCAGUCAAAAGCGAGGAGCUUGCAAGGUUAUCCAAUGACCGCACCCCCUUAUAUGCGCCCAAAUCUAUGCAUGGUCCGAGAACUGGGGUGUUCCAGGAAGAGCAUAUCGGGUUCCAAUCUUCUCGACACACUUUACGACUCCCUCUCCAAGAGCAUUCGCCGCAGAUGCUUCCUCAACGCCUUGCCGAGAUGCCUCGAACCACGUUGACUCAGCCAAGUCCAAUGCCCACAGGCGCGCCGAGCAACCUGGGCCCGCGAGAGCCUGUGGUUCAAUCACAGCAAAGACCUCCAGCCACUUCAACGCCAUCAACUCAGGGUCAGCAGUCACAAGGGGAUAAAUACGGGCAACAAACUGUAUUCAGAUCCAGUCACAGCCGCAACGGUAGCUCGACGACCCCCCGCCGUCUACCCUUGGACCCGCCUCCAGACCUUUCCUCGCUUCGCCGCGUGGAAAACCAACGUCCACCGUAUGGAGCCAGUGCGGCCGGCUCUCCAGCACCGACACCAACGUCAAUACCUGCCUCUCAGCCAGUUCGAGCUGAGGUGCCCCAUCCUGCCCCUGCCCCUCCACCAGCCGAACCUCCUAAACCUCCAGCCAAACGUUCCAACGUGUUUGGUCUCCUCAAUGACGAUCCGCCGGAUCCACCGCCCAAACGACCAUCUUUGGAAGCGCCAAAACGACAGUCUCAUCUCUCACCACAAAUUGCACCUGUCCCGGCGCCACAGCCUUUGUUGCAACAACCCCGGGCCCAGAUUCACGCCGAUGAUACAGGAAUCAAUCGAGCGGUCAGAGGGGCAUUCAACCUUAGUGGUGUUCUUCAAACGGGCCCUGGACAGCAGCAAUCGGGUGAGUAUCCUAGCGGCUUUUCAGCUACUCCUGUAACUGCUCCCAGUAACGAGACGUGGAUGGAUCGGUUUGAUCCACGCCCUCAAGCCCCCCCCCCUGAUCAGCGGAGCCACCAUCACUCUCCAGCUCCAAGUCAUUAUUCUGCCGUGCCCACGACGUCGCAGCAGAGUGCCGUACCUGCCUUGCAUUCGUUGCGAAUUGACACCCCGAGAACCUUGGAGCGGGCCGGAAUGGAUCAUCGGCGGACGCUCUUGGGCCAGAUGAAUCAGAUGCCACAUGCUCCCUCUCCGCCGCCUCAACAACCGACGCAAGCCCAACCGGUGCAACAGUAUCGAUCAACGUCUAGUUCCUCGCAUCAUGCCCGAGUGCCAUCCGUUGGAUACCCUCCUGCUCAGAACCCUAGCCACCAACAAGUGGCACCAAGUCACCCGCAGUCAGCCAGCUCGACACCCGUCCCGGGUCUUCACCAACGUGCUCAACCGUCUCUCGAUUAUCAGCGUCGGUUAACUAUCCAACAACAUAUGGCCCAACAAAACCAGCAAAAACAACAGGAGCAGCAACGUGAACAAGAACGACUACAACGGCCACCGGGAAUGGAGGCCGCUCCGCGUGAACGUGAACGAGAGCGCGAACGCGAACGCGAGCGCGAGCGUCAACAACAACAGCAGCAGCAGCAACAACCACAACCUCCUCUAAGGCGAGAAAUCUACGGGCUCGAACAUCAUCCAUCAUCUACUGUUUCUCAUCAAAACCAAUUGGGCGCAGUGGCGAACCAGAGCCAUAUGGCGUUCGCGCAACGUGAGAUCUCAAGAACAUUUACACCUCCUCACUCUCAAUAUCCCAGCACCGGUCCUGGCGGAGUAGGUCACGUGCAUAGCCUGCAGCAUCAACAUCAACAUCAACACCCACACCCACACCCACACCCACACCAACACCAACCUGGACCUCCUCCACCGCAGCCACAGGGGGGAACGGCAGGGCCUGGACCAUCGCAUCAAUUGCAUCAUAUUCACCACCACCAACAACAUCUGUCGCAAGUGCUCCAUCCUGGAGUGUCGGACCAUUUUCGGGCUUUGAGCCAAAGUGGAGAGCCCCGGCGCGAAGAUAGACGAUGA